AUGUCGGCCCCAUCGGAUCCAUCCAACACACGCGGCGCGCAGCCGCAAGCCAAACGACAUACCAAGGUCAAGUCAGGGUGCCGCACAUGCAAAUUGCGGAGAAUCAAGUGUGACGAGGGUCGGCCCGCCUGCCAACGAUGUGUGUCUUCGCGUCGGGUGUGCGAGGGCUACGGCAUCUGGGGUGGCGGCAGUCAAGUCUACAGUCCUGCUGCUGCUGCUGCUGCUACCAGCGCUAGCGUCAACGUCAACGCCAAUGCCGUGACCUUGUCCCAAGCGACCGAGCCUCGGAGGCAAACAGUCACCGAGGCCGAGUACCGCUACCUAGACUGGUUCAAGGAGCGGGCAAGGGCGAAACUCAUGGGACCUUUUGACUGGAACUUCUGGGACAAUCUCUUGAUUCAAGCCACUGCGAGCGAGCCAGCUGUUUUGCACGCUGCAUUGGCUAUCAGCACUGCACACCAAGCACGGUUCACAGCUGCCGCCGCCGCACUCGGCAAUGCUAACCGCAUCCCGUCCCUCGACACCCCUGACGGCCUGGAGCGGUUCACGCUCGAGCAGUACAACAAAUCCAUCAGGCAUCUCAACCGACAGCCAGUGUCUGGAAGCGGUAGCAAGCCCGCUGUCCGCGUUACGCUGAUUACCUGCGCCGUCUUUGUUUGCCUCGAGAACCUCCGCGGCAACUAUCGCACCGCAUACAAGCACCUGCAGAAUGGCUUGCGUCUCUUGAACCAGAUGCAGCCCUCGCGCGCGGCAGGGCCAAGGCGCAAAGAUUCCAUGACCUUGGAAGUAGGACCGAAGCAGCAUCGCGAGGUUAUCGACGAUUGGCUCGUCGACACGUUUGCCCGCCUCAACCUGCAGGCUACGAUGCUUGGUGGGACAAGCAAUCCCCACCAGGUGGUGCCCCGGACCCUGAGUCCACAGCUACCCACACAUUCAUAUGAAUCAGUCGCCCAGGCAAGACUGCACAUUGAUCGUCUGGUGAACAACAUCAUAUGCCUGCAGGCCGACCGGGAUGGCCGCGAGGAGAGCACCACCAAGCAGCUUGCCGAACAGAAGCUUAUCCUGGCCGAGCUGGAGAUAUGGCACAAAGCCUUCGUCACAUAUGAAAAGGAGUGCAUUGGCGUCUACAACAUUAAAGAACGCAUCGCUGCCACUGUGUUGCAUUCCUUUCAUGCCAUGGGAGUCAUGAUGGUGACAACGUGCGUGGGGCCCCACAGCGAAAUGAGUUAUGACGCGCUCACGAAGCACUUCAUGACCAUCAUCGACGACUCGCGCGAGAUGGUGAACGUCUGCUAUACUUUCCUCCCAAAGCACACGUAUGGAGUGUCGCACGUCGACAUUGGAUGGCUCGCACCCCUGUACUACACGGCGAUCAGAUGCCGCAUCCGUCGAAUACGACACCAGGCCAUCAAGCUUAUGCGUGUAGCCGGCCACAAUGAGGGCUUUUGGGACGCGAGGAUUGCUGCUGGUAUCGCGGCCGACGUUGUAAAGGUUGAGGAGAGCAACUUCUUUGCGAAUCCCCAGGAGGACGAGGACCUCAGGAAACUAGCUGCCCUGAAUCCCUUGCCGUCUGAAGAAGAACUUCUGAAGCUGCCCGUCCUGCCUGAAAAUCGCAGGCUGCGCAACGUGAAAAUCACACUUCCCGACAAUCUUGACGAGAAGCUCAAAGCGAACUGGGAAACCAAGCUCGAAGAUGGAGAAUGGAAGCACAUAACCAAGGAGUAUGAUCUGGCGGAAAUCAAUGACCAUUACCAGUUCGUCAAGUCGGAUUGA
Pyricularia pennisetigena is the source of this 1773-nucleotide messenger RNA. RefSeq lists its product as uncharacterized. Bases 1 to 1773 code for a protein of 590 amino acids. NCBI's taxonomy places the organism in Eukaryota, Fungi, Ascomycota, Sordariomycetes, Magnaporthales, Pyriculariaceae. The transcript has 2 exons. Gene Ontology annotation, biological process: regulation of DNA-templated transcription. Gene Ontology annotation, molecular function: zinc ion binding; DNA-binding transcription factor activity, RNA polymerase II-specific. The record is from RefSeq and is a predicted model, not a curated record.